UAUUAUUCUCACUACUACUAUUUCAUCUAUUUCGUGCGGGCUCUCGAUGUAUUAUCAAUUAAGAUCCUUUUAACAAGGUGAUAUAUUGAAACUGCCAAACACAACACAACAGCUCAAAGUGGAUUUCUCUCUUGCUUUCUAGCUUUAGGACCAUCACUUGUUGGAAGACUCAUUGCUUUCUGUUUGCUUUUCUUUUUCUUUUCCUCUCUCCACUUUUCUCUCACCCUUUGCUCAAAUGGAUUCUUCUCAGUGGCCACAGGGUGGUGUGGAGGGUAAUAGUCCAAAGAAGACAAGGACAGAAAAGGAAAAAGCGGCAUUGAAUUGUCCAAGAUGUAGUUCCCCCAACACCAAGUUCUGUUACUACAACAAUUAUAGCUUGUCCCAGCCCAGGUACUUUUGUAAGACGUGUAGGCGCUAUUGGACCGCAGGUGGUUCUCUGAGGAAUGUUCCGGUCGGCGGCGGUUCAAGAAAGCACUGCCGUAGAUCCUCUUUUUCAUCUCCCUCCCUCUCUUCUAACAAGAUUCUCACUUCCAGCUCCACUACUGCCAAGAUGAAUUACCUAGCUUAUGAUCCGCCGCCGCCCGUCUCUGUCACCGGCGGCGGCAGCAAUAAUAACACUUUCAGCGGCGUUUCUGGGCUUGUGAAUCAGAAUCAGAAUCAGAAUCAUCAGCAGAAGAAUGGGUUUUUUUCUUCUUUCAUGGGCAUGUUGCCGCCUCCAGCAGCUGACCAUAUGUUAUUUCCGCUGCCGGCUGGGGUUCAUUCAAACGACGGCGGCAGCGGUUUUAACUUUUGUUUGGAUGGGUUUUAUGGAAAUUUACUGCAAGGGUCUGGGGGCGCUUCAGGUAAUGCCAGGCUCUUCUUCCAUGAUGCCGAUGUGAAGCCUGCAGUUUCUGCAGCGGAGAUUGACAAUGAUCGUCUGUUUGGUCAGCGCCGGCCGCCGGAAGAGGACGCCGCCGCUGGCGGUGCCGGAGUUGGUGGUGAUGCGGGAAAUAAUGGGUAUUGGAAUAAUAAUAAUAAUAACAAUAACAAUAAUCAUAAUUAUGGGAUGCGAGGUGGAGGAUCAUGGUGUGAUUAGUUAAUUAUUAAUGAAUAAUUAAUUAAAUAUAGGUGGUGCUUAUUUGGUGUGGGGCUUUUGUUCAUUUCAUCAUUUUGUUGCAAAUUUUUCUUGUUCAUGUUACGUUUGGUGAUCAAAAGUUGGUUUUUAAGUGUAUUGAUCAAUCAAGUAAGAGAGUAAUUAACAGAUUGGGGCCGGUUUGGACGUAGUGUUUUUUUUAAUAUUUCAAAGGGAGAUUUGUAAUUUUAGUUCUGUAACUUUCGGUUGUUAUCGUUUUUGGUCCUGUAACUUUAAGCACUAGCAAAGUUGGUCAUUUAACUAAUAAAUUUUUGUAAUUUAAGGAUUUUCCCACCGGAAAGUACACUUUCCGGCGGAAAAGUUCGACGACGGCGACAUCUUUUCCGGUAUGCUAUUGACGGAAAGUAUACUUUUCAGAGGAAAAGUCCUUAAAUCGCAAAUAUUAAUUAGUUAUAGGACCAAAUUUGCAAGUGACUAAAGUUACGGGACUAAAGUCCCAUAUUUCAAUUCCUAUCUCAUAGAGAUCAACAUUAUAUGGUGCUACAUAUAUUUUGGAGUUAUGCCCUAGUUAAUAGCCUAUUAUACAUGCUAUGCUUGAUUUGAAUUGGUUUUUUA
This is a messenger RNA of Cuscuta europaea, 1687 nucleotides long. The record is from the annotation of a GenBank genome assembly. Lineage: Eukaryota; Viridiplantae; Streptophyta; Magnoliopsida; Solanales; Convolvulaceae.